Candidula unifasciata is the source of this 1707-nucleotide messenger RNA. NCBI's taxonomy places the organism in Eukaryota, Metazoa, Mollusca, Gastropoda, Stylommatophora, Geomitridae. The record is from the annotation of a GenBank genome assembly.
AUGAUGGUUGUCACAGUCUUGCUGGGUGGCCUGAUUACGGCACUGACCUACGCAUACUUAAGGAUCUUCUAUAGAAGACGAAAGCCCGGAGAGCCUCCAAUCGUCCAUGGUCACUUCCUGUUGGGCAACAGUCUACCCUUUACGGAGAACGCCGUCAAUUUUCUCAAUAAAUCUCGCGACAAAGUUGGAGAUGUCUUCACGUUUCGUUUACUCAACAAGUACUGGACAAUGGUGCUGGACAUUCACAGCUACGAGUUGUUUGUCAAGGAGAAAAACUUUGAUUUUAAACCAAUCGAAGAGAUGGUCAACAACAAUGUCUUUGGCUAUCACCUUGUAGACGGUAGGAAAAUGGUGGCCGAGGCAGGACAGAAAGUCAGCGGCAAAUACUUGUUUGCGACGGUGGAAACUUUCGCCAAGAAUCUUAUAGAAGCGUUUAAACAAACAUCGAAGCAGACAGACAACUGUAGUAGGAGGAAAAAUAUUACGGCAAUCAAUCAGAAAAACACUGAAAUGAAGAUUGACAAACAGGAAGUUCAUCACAGCGGAGAAUGUGGCAGUAUUGCAGACAGUGAAUUGUUCAUUGAUUCUGGGUUAAAUCAGCAGCCCGGACUACCAACAGGAGAAGUUGGUCCAGGGGCUGGUGUUUGGUGCCAGGACGAGCUUAGGAACUUUACUUCAAAGAUUUUCUUCUCUCCUGUCUUCUACACAAUCUUCGGCCGAGGCGACACAGGGUCUUCUGGAAGUUUCCACCCUCAAGUUGUCCACAAAAACUUUGAUCUCUUCCACAAAUAUUUCAACUUCCUGUUGUUCGGUCUGCCCAUCAAGUUGUUUCCCAAGGCGAUGGAAGCUGUCGGGGUUCUAGCGCAGCAGCCAUCCAGCGCUGAGAUGGUGAAUCGGAAUGGCUGUUCUGACUACAUCAAACAUUCCACACAGUUUAUGCUAAAGAACAACCAAUCAGAGCGAGACAUCAUCUGCCACAACCUCAUCUUCCUGCACAUCAACUACAACACGUUCAGAGUGGCCUAUUGGUGUCUCUACAAGCUGAUGGAGGACGAUGUUGUCAUGGCGGCUGUCAAGAAAGAAGUGGAGGAUGUUGUGGAAGCGAAAAGAACCGGCGCCAACGAAGCUGAGUAUGAGGCCGAGUUCACAGCAGACGACAUCAAUAAGCUGCCCAUUGUUGAUUCCUUCUUGAACGAGAUCAUGCGAGUGAUGUGUGGAGUGCUGAUUGCCAGGGAAUGCACAGCAGACACCAAAUUUACCACGGUCGAUGGGCGGACAUUCAACAUCAGACAAGGCGACCGGAUCGCUAUGUACCCGCCCGUCUUUCACCAUGACCCGGAAGUGUUUCAGGACCCAGAGACGUUCAAGUAUGACCGCUUUGUUGACGCCGAAUUCUUCAAACAUGGCGUCAGGGUAAAACACCCAAUGACCGGAUUUGGUUCCUUGUGUUUUGGACAGAAGCUGGCUAUGCUCCAGCUCAAAUGGUUCAUCAUCAACGUCGUCAACAGCUUCAAGGUGGAGCUACUGAACGGCGAGAGGACACUCCCAAAUAAAACCAUGUAUGGACACGAAAUCUUACCACCAACCCACGACGUCAAGUGCCGGUUCAUUCCACGUGAACGGGCCUGCACACUCAAGUUCCUCAACAACUACGGCUCUAACGGAAGUAGACAGUUGAAUGGUACUUCUUCGGGAAGCGUGUUGUGA